This is a messenger RNA of Cryptotermes secundus, 4034 nucleotides long. It is a transcript of the gene wit, whose product is annotated as bone morphogenetic protein receptor type-2. Gene Ontology annotation, biological process: cellular response to growth factor stimulus; protein phosphorylation; BMP signaling pathway. The record is from RefSeq and is a predicted model, not a curated record. The coding region runs from base 605 to 3748 and encodes 1047 amino acids. Gene Ontology annotation, molecular function: ATP binding; transforming growth factor beta receptor activity. Gene Ontology annotation, cellular component: plasma membrane; signaling receptor complex. The transcript has 15 exons. Lineage: Eukaryota; Metazoa; Arthropoda; Insecta; Blattodea; Kalotermitidae.
CAUCACGUGACCUGUCCGACGGCUCCGUGCUGUGGAAGCGUUCAUUUCAUCUCGUUAAGGGGGUGGGAUUCGAUUCGACAGGUCUCGGUAGUGGAUGCAAGGAGUUUCGUCGUUUAUAGGUCUGUUGUUGUGUGUUGUGGUGGGAAUAGGUAUUCAAGUUCAUUUUUUUUGUGCGGUCGUUUCACUUUAAAUGUUUUGAUCGCGCGAGUGCAGUUCUCGCAGUUAACUUUUGUGUGUCAAGACCAUGCAACUACUGUAACAAUUCGUGUAAAUUCUGACCGUUGGAUAAUUAUCCAGGGAAUUACAGUUUUACAUGAAGAAAUGUGAAAAUUAAAACUCCAGUACUGUCCCAGCAUUUGAGUGAAGGAAUUGAGGAAGACCAUCAGUAAUCUCAGAAUGGCAUUUGUCACAACAGAGAAUCGAACUUCAGCCUAAAGAAACAAAUUCUUAGGGAGCUUUGUUUUUCUUUUCCUGAAGAAUACAAUUUUGAACAGUUAACGUGGCUGAACACUAUUCACCAAGUGACCUCUGACCUCUAGCAUUAGGAGGUCUACUUUGCACCUUAGUAAUAUGCAACAAGAAGACUGAAGCACUUGCACAUAGGAUGGACACCUCCCUCCUGGUGUUCAUACUGGCCAUAGCUAAUCAUGCUCAAGGAUCACAGUUGUCGGACAACACACGAGUGUGUGCAUACAUGUACAAGACAGUGGAGCAUCUGUCGAUCCACAAUGCAGACGAUGAUGAGAGCUCGGAGGACUAUGGGGCUGCUGAUGUACAGGGUAGUGCUCCAGAGCAGCAAGAGAAAUGCAAGAAAGCGUCCAACUUCUGUUAUGCUCUGUGGAAAGAGGAAGCUAAUGGCACCAGCAUCUUGGGGCAGGGAUGCUGGGAGGUGUCAGGCAAGCAGGACUGCCACCAGAACGCAUGUGUCGCCAACAAGAAGCCCCCAAAGGCACUGAACAACACAAAAUUCUGUUGCUGCAACAGUGACCUAUGUAACAUGAAUGUCUCUGAUGUGUAUGUAGCUUCCCAAGCAGAUGAUCCUAAUAUUGAGUCUCCAGCAACAGAGUUCCUGGAGCAGCCCGCUGCCGACAGACUUGCAUGGAUCAUCCCGUUGGUGUGCGUGUCCGCAGUUGUGAUGAUGGUGGCAGUAGGUGUGUUGAUGUAUCGGUUUUGUCGUGACGGUGUCAUGGGUGCCUGCAAGCCAGCUCCUGAUGCUGUCCAUCUGAUGGAGCAUGGGGGUACUAAUGGCCUGCAUUCUGGCAGCUAUGCUCUUGAGCACCUGAAGCUUUCCACUAUCGUUGGUCAAGGUCGUUAUGGGUCAGUGUGGAAAGGAACAGUCAAUGACCAGGAGGUGGCAGUAAAGAUCUUCCCCAGCCACUACCGCAACUACUUCUACAAUGAGCGUGACAUCUACUGCCUUCCCUUUAUGGAUAACCCAGCCCUGCUUAACUAUUUUGGUUACAUUGAAAGAGAGAGUCUGGAAAACUGUGUGGAGUACCUUCUAGUUUUGUCAUAUGCCCCAAACGGUGCUCUGCAAGACUACCUCAGAACAAAUGUAUUGGAUUGGCCCACAUUCUGCAAGAUGUCUUUAUCUGUAGCUAGGGGGCUAGCCCAUCUGCACACAGAUGUAAGAAAAGGAGAUAAGAUGAAACCGUGCGUUACUCACCGGGACCUGAAUUCUCGUAACAUCCUCGUGAAGGCAGACCUGUCCUGCUGUCUGUGUGACCUGGGAUUUGCUAUGAAGAUCUCCGGUUCAAAAUACUUCCACAAUGGGGAGGAGCAACAUGCAGAGACCAAGUCCAUCAAUGAUGUGGGCACGCUACGCUACAUGGCACCUGAAGUGUUGGAGGGGGCAGUUAAUCUGAGAGAUUGUGAGUCAUCACUGAAACAGAUAGAUGUAUAUGCCUUGGGACUUGUUCUCUGGGAGCUGGCAUCACGGUGCUCAGACCUGUACCAGAGCGGAGCAGAGAUACCGCCAUACAGACUGCCAUUUGAGGCAGAAGUCGGUCACCACCCGACGUUCGAACAGAUGCAAGUUCUGGUGUCACGCCAUAAGGCACGCCCACUCUUCCCAGCUUUGUGGCGUGACUGGACUGCUGUCAGGCUGGUGCGAGAGACAGUGGAAGAUUCCUGGGAUCAGGAUGCGGAAGCUAGACUCACCGCGCUCUGUGUCGAAGAGCGGCUCCAGGAAUUGCCCACUCUCUGGGACCGCCAGCGAGGAACAAUCUAUGUAUCCGGGGUGAGCCCAACAGUGAACCCUACCUUUCCUAAUGGUGGGACACAGGGCCAGUUGGCGGCAGCAGCGCGCACCAAUGUGAACAACAACACAGGAGCUGCAGUUGUGUCUGGAGCACUGCAGUCGGACUCCAACAGAUUGCUGCUGCUGGAGUCAGGGGAAGAAACAGGCUGCUCCUUGCGGUCUGGGAGCCAGAGUAGUGCCACGUUUGGUAAAGACACACAAGAGUCGACCAUGUCAGAGGGAACUGUGGAGACAAUGGUCACCAUGUCUCCAUCGGAACCGCACAUCGACUCAUCAUACAAGAACUCCAAUCACACUGCAACAGUAGUGAACAAUUGUGGUGUGCCAUCAGCCAUUCAGUCGCAGUCACGAGGGCCCCUGCAGCCAUACCAGGGACGAAACCCAUGCAUGGAACGGAACCUGAUGCUGCAGGCUCCAUCAGACGAGGAGCUGUCCUGCAACGGUAACACUUUGGUGGAUCGUUCUUCCAAGCAUACUGCAGGCCACUAUAUGUCAACGUUCGAAUCGCAGUCAUUGGUAUCGCAUGACUACCUGGGCAUGUCACAGGGCGUAAAUAACAACAGCCUGCGUCCUGCGACUCCAAUUCCAUACGUUCAAAAUGCUGUGUAUGACUCCAGCAACACUACCACUUAUGCCACAAUACCUAAACAACCGAACAUUCCUGGGAAUGGAUCUGCCUUGGGCGAUGGAAGCAAAAGUGUGUCAAAGUGGGGAAACUGGGGAAGGAGUGGUGGGUGGGGAGGGUUGCGGAAACUGCUGGACUCAAAGAAACAUGUGCUUUUUGGAAUGUAUACAUCCAAAGAUAGAUGUGGCUGUGAACAUACAAACAGGAUGGUAUCUAAAGACAAUGAUUCUCUGAUUGAGAGUGAUGAGUCCAAGUCAAAUCUUUUGGUUCGCCAGAACGGGUUGAUGCCAGCCCUAAAGAAAACUCCCAUGAUCAUGGAGACUCAAGUGUGCCUCCUUCCAGCAAGUGGAAAGAAGAACGGGGUGGUGACAUCAGUUAUGUCCCCUGUAAACCAAUACAGUGAGGAGAACCAGAACAAUAAAAGUAUCGGUGAGGAAGAGGUCUCUAAAACUUCCAAGAACCGCAGACCAUCAACCCUGCCACUUGUUAAACAAAAUUCUGCCUCACGACAGAGUCUCGAGGAGCAUUUCCAGCAAGUGUUUGGCACGCGUCACUCAGACUCCACCACACGCCUGUUGAAGGACCCCAAUUCUCGUGUGAAAACACCUGGUGAUGUACCACCGUCUGUGAGACGAAUACGUGGCAAGGGGAACUUAAGUGCCAGGUUCUCACUGUAUGAUGACAGAAUGAUGACAAGUGAUUACUAUGGGCAUAAAGCUACUUCGUCACCAGGUGGUGAAAAGUUCGUUAAGAAUGAUAAUGUUGGUCAGACCUUGUCAAGUUCAGUGCCAACCAAUAUAGAUAUCUCUUGUAAUGGAACUGUGUUGAAGAACAAUGAUGCCAUAGCAGCAUCAAGUUUCUGAGGCAGCUGCGACUAAACGAGGGAAGGUUUGCAGGUAUCUCGCAGUAGAAGUAAUAACGCACCACAUGUUGCACAUGUGUUUGGCAUAAGUAUCUCACAUUGCUUGUGGAAACUGUACUAUGCUUCAUCCAUGGGGAAACCCCAUUCAUACUACAGUAAACCCUCGCCAGUCUGGAUCAAUUGGGGGGGGGUCAUCCGGAUUAAGUGAUAAUCUGGAUUAGUGAAGCCAGAGGUAGUCCUAAAAGGCAAAAAAGAAACUUAGAACACAAAUAAAUGGAAAAUUUAAU